GGAACAUCGCGUCUCGGCUCAGGGGCGAUUAGUCGCAAAAAAGACUCUUUGUCCGAGUGCCCCUUACGUCACACCCUGCACACGUGGCUGCACGUGGCAUCUCUGCCUCUUACUGCAGUACUUCUUGAGGGGCUCAGGCUCAGCGCGAGUCCAGCUGGGGGUGCACGAAGAGAUGGGGGGCAUCUUGGUGGGAAAAUAGUUUGGUAGCACUCGGAGGCCCCCCCGUGGGGUUCGGGCCACUGCCGCUCCGCUGCCGACGGCCUUCAGUCAACGGUCCUCGACGGCUUCCUGUGGCACUCGCGAUGGGGCCAGCGAGAUGGAUCACAUCGCCCAUCCGCUUCCUCAAACACUUUCACAUGAGAAUACUCUUUCCCCAAAGACUCCGUAGAGGCAGAAAUGCAGAGAACGGAAUUCGGAUUUGUUCGGGGGUCGGGUGAAACAUCCCGGCCAUACUCGAGUAACCGGGUCGCUCACCUUUACACACCAUGCCCCAGCCACCUUUCGAGAUUCAGAAAUACCUGUCUAAAGCCCUCCCGACGUUGAGGGAGCAGUAUCCUCCAGGGACGGGAGGGACUGGUCCUCGCGCAGAGUGGGAUGGACCUCUAAAGGGAAUCGAGGUGAUUGACGAAUUUAACCAGAAAGUCUUGGACUACUGGAAGACCAUCCCCCAAGAGCCUGUCCAGCCUCAUCCCAACUUCAAAUACCCCAAGAUUGCUCAGGUCAUCAGUAGCUUCCCAGACCGUCUAAAGUCGCCUAGAGAUCUUCAGAGCACCCUUGCCGCUCUUCCACUCGCUGCCAACUCGGCCAUCCUCACUGCCCUCGAUGCCGACCCGGAAGACUUGAAGGCGGGUGCCAAAGCCCUCGAUGCCGCCGGCUAUGAAAGCGAUGGCGGUGAAGAGCCCGAGGUGCUUCCGCAGAAGGAUGUCAAGACGAAGGGAUGGGUCUACAAGUUUAACAAGUCGCCCUUGGGCUCAGGAGAGUUCCUUCUAACGAGGGAAGGCUCCGAUAAAGUCUACCUCGUGGUCCGAACCAUCAACUCGUCCGCCUUUACUCCCCACGACUGGGACGAAUACAUUGCCACCGGCCCAUACCACUACGAAACCAAAUCCAAAGCCUCCUGGUACUGGUCCCGCUCCUACGGCGCCACCAAGCGUCUCGGCUGUCAGUACUAUGUCUUGACGGACUGGCAGCGCUGGACGUUUGGGUAUUUCAACAAGGAUGGGACGCGGGGGUGGACGAGUCCGGUACUGCAUUAUAAUGAGCAGGAUCCUACUAUCGGACAUGCGCUGUUCUACUGGGCGAGGUCGGCGAUCGGCAAGGAGAAUGGGUUUGCGAAUCCCAAGGAGAAGGAUCUCUCGGGCGCACCGGAGCUGUUCCCUGCCAACCCCUCGAGAAGGAUCUCGCAAUCUGGGGACAGGAGGCCCAAGCCUCCUGCUGGUUCCAGGACCGUCAAAAAGGCCAAUGAAAGUGAUAUUGAAGAGAGUGAUGCCGAGGGCGAUGCUUGAAGCAUAAAAGAUGUAUGAAGAAGACAUGUGAAAAAAGACCGAGUAUUGUAUCGUUUGCAAUUUAUGAAUA
This is a messenger RNA of Cryptococcus amylolentus CBS 6039, 1575 nucleotides long. RefSeq lists its product as hypothetical. The record is from RefSeq and is a predicted model, not a curated record. Lineage: Eukaryota; Fungi; Basidiomycota; Tremellomycetes; Tremellales; Cryptococcaceae. Bases 486 to 1505 code for a protein of 339 amino acids. The transcript is spliced from 6 exons.